AAUAGUAAUGACUAAUAUUCUGCUAUGGGGGUGCAGCGGAGGUAGCGGUCCUCCAAUCCUCUCACCUAUACCUCGCCCUCUUCAUCCUCCCAUCCUCCCUCUCUUCCUCACACGCAUGCAUAGACACAGGCUACAUGACCCCCUCCCCCUUCCAUCAUUUUCCCAUCUCUCUUACUCACUCUCAUCUCUACAACAAACAUGGCCGCUAAAUCUGACGGUGCACCCGUUUCAUUGCGAAACGAAAGCCCACCCGAGUGCCCCUCCAGCCUGGACCAACGCUCGCCGCAGUGCCGUCCCGCCGAGAAGCGCUACUCCCUCCUGGACUGCUGCUGGACGCUGUGCGCCCUUUUGGUCUUUUUCUCGGACGGGGCCUCAGACCUGUGGCUGGCCGCGGAUUACUACUUAAGGGAAAACUAUUGGUGGUUUGCGUUGACUCUAGUCUUUGUGAUAGUCCCCUCGGUGGUCGUGCAGGUGUUGAGCUUCAGAUGGUUCGCCUACGAUUAUGCGGAGACCACCGAGAGCGGCACGGCUGCCGCGGUGGUCGCAGCGACGGGCACGGAGAACAAUUUCAGCACCAAGGACAGCGAUCAGCGGGGCGCUGGCCGCGCUGCUGCGGUCGGGGGGCUGCCUGCUGCGGGCACAGGGGGAGGUGCCCACGGUUGCUGCAGAGUCUUUAUGUGGAUCUUUCAAGCCAUCAUUCACAUAUUUCAGCUUGCACAGGUCUGGAGGUACGUUCACGCCUUGUAUCUGGGUGUGCAGAGCCGUUGGCGCGGCGACCACGAGCGGCACCACUUCUACUGGAGCAUGAUGUUCCAGAGCGCUGAUAUCAGCAUGCUGCGUCUGCUGGAAUCCUUCCUCAAAAGUGCCCCUCAGCUUGUUCUGCAGCUCAGCAUUAUGGUCCAGGCCCGCCAGGUCCUGCCCCUCCAGGGGCUCUCCGCCUCCGCCUCUCUGAUAUCUCUGUCAUGGAUGAUUGCCUCCUAUCAGAAGGUCCUGAGGGACUCCCGAGACGACAAGCUCCCCAUGACCUACAAGGCAGUCAUCAUCCAAAUCCUCUGGCACCUGUUCACCAUCGGCGCGCGGACCAUGGCCUUCGCGCUGUUCGCCUCCGUGUUCCAGCUCUACUUUGGCAUCUUCAUCGUGGCCCACUGGUGCAUCAUGACCUUCUGGAUCAUCCAGGGUGAGACAGACUUCUGCAUGUCCAAGUGGGAGGAGAUCAUCUACAACAUGAUGGUGGGCAUCGUGUACAUCUUCUGCUGGUUCAGCGUGAGGGAGGGGCGCACGCGCUGCCGCAUGCUCAUCUACAGCCUGACGGUGUUUGUGGAGAACGUGGCCCUCACCACCCUGUGGUACCUGUACCGCGGCCAGCACACCUCCGACUUCUCCGCCGUGGCGCUGGUGUGCGUGGUGGCCAGCAGCUACGCCCUGGGCACCUUCUUCAUGUGCGUGUACUACGGCCUGCUGCACCCCGAUGGCCCCGUCUCCGGCUGGGGCCACGGCGUGGAGAAGGAGCGCCUGGAUGACGAGCCCCUGGCGUCCCCGGCCUCCACCCUGCCCCCCGACGUGGUGGCCAGCCCCCCCAGGACCCUGCCAAGGACUAAGGACCGCGAGCAGGGGGCCGGGGGGUCGGCCGACGUCUUUCAGGUGCGGGCGACCCGGGGGGCUCAGGCCUCGCUGCCCCGCCUCACCCCCAGGACUGAGGGCCCGGUGAUCCGGAUAGACCUCCCCAGGAAAAAGUACCCGGCCUGGGACGCCCACUUCAUCGACCGCAGGCUGCGCAAGACCAUCCUGGCGCUGGAGAGCGCCGCUCCGGUGACACCCAGGAUCCAGUACCGCUGUCUGGGCACGGCCAAAGAGGUGAUGGAGUAUGAGACCACCGUGUGACCCGCCGGGGACGCGGCGACGCAGGGGUUUCUGUGUGACGAGGUACCAGGGAGAGACUAUGCCUGCGGCUGCCGGCCGAGGCUCUGAGAGGUAGACUGAGCAGACGUCGAGGUCCGUACCGAGGCUACUGCUGUCUGUGCCGCCCGGCACUGGAGGCAGAGGUAGACAGAGAGGGGGGAGGUUGUUCAUCCGCAUAAAGUUACAGCCCUGUGAUGCCAUCCAAUAAAGGGUGAUUUAUAUUCCUGUCUGGCUCUCAGGUCAUGCUAUGUUACAAAACAACAUGGUGGUCGACCCGAAGGAGAGUUGGCAGCCGGUGGUGUUGAGGUAAGCAGUGUGCCGCAGAGCUAAUGUGUAAUGAAAUGACGGAUAAGAGAUGCAUAAAAAAAAAAGGUGCUAGAAUAUGUCCUUUGAAGGGAGGCACUUUUAGAGAGAAGUAUUCAACAUGUAUGAGUAUAUAGGCCAGAUAACAGAGAAAUACCGGUUGGUGUUGUGGUUGUGGUCAAACCGAGAAAUCACAUGCUCUACAUCCCUGCAUCACUCCCAUAGUUGGUAUAUACGAUAGUGGAACAGGUCACUCAUGUUGAAUACAUCUCGCUAAUAUCCACUUCAAUUCAUAGGUCAGUGGUAAGGCAAAUUAUCUAAAUUGAAUGUAAAAGUUUGAAAUGUGAUCGUGACAAUACAGAGAAUUGUCAUGUCGGUUUGACAGCAGAUAUUGCAAUGGUUUCUAUUUAUUUUCCUUCUUUAGGCUAGAAAGAACCGAGAUGUGUAUGUUUACGGGCCAACCUGGUUGUUGUUUCUGUUGCGCCAUGCCAACCAAGCCAUUUGAUUAGUACACUGUGUUAUUUGCAUCUCCGUGGUUACCAUUGCAUACUGCUUCCCUUUUUUCACAGCAAAAGCAAAAGAAUGGGCAACCGUUUCCAUGUGAACACAUGUGUGUAUGUGUGGGAUCCAACUGUAUGUUAAAGGGGGUAGAGACAUGGGCAGUUCUAUCUUUAACUGUGCGUCCACAUGUUUUUUUUCUAAAGAAAAAGUUUAAAAAAGAAUAUUGGCUGCACACACCCCAGAAAAAGCAUUUAUAUUAUUGAUGAUAAAGGCAUGUGCUACUUGUUGAAUCAGGGUGUUGGAUUGAUGUUCUGUAGAGUAGUCAGAGAGGGAGUUGUUUGUUCAUGUCGCUGUGCCUGUAUUAAAUAUGCCGUGAGCUGAAACGCUCAGUUGGUGCAUAUAUAAUACGGAUGCACGGAACAGGACUUAGUGAGUGUUUUGUCAUGUGCAUUUCUAUGAACCUGUGUCAUUUAAACGUGACAGAUUUAAAUGACUAGCCUACUGUUCGGACAUUGUGUUCCCCAAGGUACCACUGAAAAAGGAAUGGCUCCACCUCAAAGCACCCCAUCAGUGUCACACUAACAAAGCCAUGGGUUAUGAACAAUGGUGCUAAGCGUCCGAUCCCUCGCUGUAACAAUGAGACUACGUACAGUGUUCUGGACAAGAGUUUGGCUGUACCUCAGACACCUACUAUUCACGUUUCUAAAAUCAAAGCCUUAAACUGGUUGUUGUCUCGCUCACAGCAGCCGCAAAAAAUGAACUAAACGGUGGAAGGACACUUUCAUGAUGAUGAUGUUGUUGUUGUUGCAAAAAUAAAUAAAUAAAAAAGAGCUGUGUGUCUAAA
Molecule: messenger RNA, 3547 nt
Organism: Gadus morhua (Atlantic cod)
Lineage: Eukaryota; Metazoa; Chordata; Actinopteri; Gadiformes; Gadidae
Gene: xkr7a
Product: XK related 7a
Exons: 3
Coding region: 199-1881 (560 amino acids)
Biological process (GO): engulfment of apoptotic cell; phosphatidylserine exposure on apoptotic cell surface; apoptotic process involved in development
Cellular component (GO): plasma membrane
Source: RefSeq, a predicted model, not a curated record